Messenger RNA from Xylaria bambusicola, 1659 nucleotides. Its product is annotated as kinase-like domain-containing protein. The coding region runs from base 485 to 1462 and encodes 325 amino acids. NCBI's taxonomy places the organism in Eukaryota, Fungi, Ascomycota, Sordariomycetes, Xylariales, Xylariaceae. The transcript has a single exon. The record is from RefSeq and is a predicted model, not a curated record.
GGUGUUACUCCGGCUUCUUCUAUUACUUAGACCUCGUAAGGAUGGUGACGACAGCUUUGGUAUCUGGUCUGAUACAGUGAUGAAAGACAAUAGGUCCUCGUCCGUUCAGAAUAGCGUCUGAGAGCUACUGUGAUACCAGGUGUUGUGGAAAGCUUCAAAGAAUACACAAUCCAUUCACCAGCUAUACCCAGGGAGCUUUUCUUUGUCUCGAGUUACCUGUCUUUAGUUUAUCUAUGCCAUUCAUGAAUUGACCUUGCCUUGGAAACACGAACACUGAAGCCUUGUUCUGAAAUCUUUGUGAAUCUUUACAAUCCCAUUAUGUCUUUAACCAAAUGCAAAGAGACGGGAGAGCUCACAGCGUAUAUAAAUAGAGCGCAUAAGAUCGAAGACAGAAGAGGUCUUAUUAGUUUUAUUAGUUUUACAUUUCUCAAUAGCUUAUCACCCUUCCUAGUACAUACUGCUACGAGCCCAACAUUGAGUCACCAUGAGUCCGCGCUAUACGCCAACGAGUCCGUCUUUCUCAUAUGGCUAUACACCAAUGAGUCCGACAUACCGGCCAACGAGUCCUAUUAGUUGCCAGAGCUAUGCGCCAGUGAGUCUGCCCUACUUUGCCCCCUCUGAUGCCCUUCCAGAGCCUCUCCCUACCCUUGAGCAAGUGCUCUCUUGCCAAGAUUUUCUCGCACAUCCAAAUGCCUAUUUAUAUAAGCGGGUGUCGAUAGUUCGCAUCGGCAAGUUCGUUGCGAAAUACGGCAAGGAUGUAAGGAGCGUUGAAGGUGAGACAAUGUUACUUGUAAAGUCCACUACCGCGGUCCCUGUGCCAGAGGUCUACGCUAUAUAUACGUUUGGCGAAGACGACGAGAUGACCAUGCUCAUCACAGAGUUUGUUGAGGGGCUUCCCCUUGGGGAUUAUCUCGAGUCCAUGACCGUGGAGCAAGUAGACAAUAUUCAGAAACAGCUGACUGCUCAGAUGGACAUUUUGCGGUGCAUUCCCGCGCAGGGCUAUUACGGUGCUAUUGGCCGGCGACCAUUUAUAGACCCAUAUUCGUCAGAGGAGUACGGUCCCUAUGACGAGUACACGGAUUUUAACACGGCAUGGUUUGGCAUCUAUUUCCCUCACAACGAUACUAAGCGUUUUACUGACAUUAAAAAGUUCUUCACGAUAAGCUUCGAGUGCAUCGCUACAGCGAAACGGCACACUUAUCCGGUCUUCACCCACGGAGACCUUCAUGAAGAAAACAUCAUUGUUCGGUCGUGUGGGACGCCGGUAAUCAUUGAUUAUGAAACCGCUGGUUUCUAUCCUGCAUACCACGAAAGACUUGUGAUGCAGAAUAAUAGAUGCCCGCUUGACAUCCUGAGUGAAGAGUUUUCAGAUGAGUGUGAGAUGGAGAUAGAUGCUCGCAACGCAUGGAACAAAGCUGAGCGAGAGCGGGAGUCCGAUGAUUUCAUAAACUUGGAUUAUUAGAAGGCGAGUAUCGACCGAGAUAGAGCAUUGCUAGUACUUAGCUUCAUGUAAUAGUAUAUAUACAAAGAACCACGAAUUGUCAUAAGUAAAUUGUUCACUUUGAAAACUAUGAGUCCCUUAUAACGACCGUCUUGACUUUAUAGAUAUUGGUAUUAACUUCCGGCAGUAACGAACCAAAUCCCUCUAAGAGAUGAUUU